AUGUCGGGCACACGGAACCCGGAACGUCGUAUCGAGAACAAUCAGUUCGACGUCGACGCGUGGAAUCUGUUGCUCCGUGAGCAUCAAGUGAGCUUAAAUUGAAUAAAGGCACAUUAAGAUAGCUUAAUUUCAGUCCCGUCCAAUCGAUCAAGAAAGAGAUUUCUACGAGGGCCUCGUCGGUCAAUUCCCUAAUUCAGGACGCUAUUGGAAAGCGUACAUAGAGCAUGAGGUGAGUGAUUAUCGGGUUGCUUCUGCUCAAUGAUAAUGACCUGAUAGAAAACGGCGCCGCACACGAUUAGCGUUAGUCGAUCCUCGACAUCAAUUCAAAUGGCAUUCAAAAUGAUAAAACAUGAUUACAUGUAUAGUCGCGAAAUAAAGAUUUCAAACGCAUUCAUCCUUCUCGCCAAUAACUUUACUGUUGGUCUUAGUCGUAUACGAAUAAAUUUUUUCUUCGUUUUUAACUUGUUCUACGCCAAACACCUCAAAUAACUUUAUUUUCAGCUGCGAUCCAAGAAUUUCGAGAAUGUGGAGAAGGUAUUAGAAAGAAUGAAGAAUCCAGAUGGGAAAUUCAGUUUUUGCAGAUAUUUAGUAGGUGCCUCGUAACGGUUCUCAAUAUCGAUCUCUGGAAAUGCUACAUUCACUACGUGUUCGAGACGAAGGGACAAUUGGAAUCCUUCAGAGAGUCGAUGGCCAAGGCGUAUGACUUCGCGUUGGACAAGGUCGGAAUGGACGUGCAAUCGCACACCAUCUACACCGAAUACAUAGGAUUUCUCAAAAAAGUGUACGUUUUUGUAAUCUCAAACGUACGUUCAUAAAGAGUUUGUAGUCCAGCAAUUGGUCAAUACGCAGAAAAUCAGAGAAUCACGGCAGUCCGUAAAGUUUAUCAGAAGGCGUUAGCAACUCCGAUGCAUAAUUUGGACGCGAUCUGGGGAGAUUACUGUGCGUACGAAAAGGCGAUCAAUAUGACUCUUGCCGAGAAGCUGAUUUCUGAGAGAGGAAAGGAAUAUCAGAAUGCUCGUCGUGUGGAGAAAGAACUGCAACAAAUGACACGCGGACUUAACAGACAGGCGGUCUCCGUGCCUCCUAAAGGAACUGCCACGGAGCUGAAGCAAGUGGAGUUGUGGAGGAAACUAAUUGCGUGGGAGAAGACGAACCCGUUGCAGACGGAAGAGUACGGACAGUUUGCGAGAAGAGGUGAGCGGAAGGAUAAUAUGGAUGAAAGAAUGUCUAUUUUCAGUGGUUUACUCGUACGAACAAGCACUACUCUGUCUUGGAUACUACCCGGAUAUGUGGUACGAAGCGGCGCUGUUCAUGCAAGAAGCCAGUCAGGUUCUCGACGAGAAGGGAGACGUCAAAACAGCGCAAAUAUUCAAAAACGACGCAGUCAGUAAGUAUUUCCUGGUCGUUCCUCAAUUCAUUUGUCUGAAUAGGUUUGUACGAACGAGCCAUCAGCGGGCUGAUGAAGGAAUCAAAGCUGCUCUACUUCGCCUACGCUGAUUUCCAGGAAGAGCAGAAAAAGUUCGAACACGUGAAAGCGAUUUACAACAGGCUUCUCGCAAUUGAGCACAUAAAUCCUACUCUGGUAAGUUCGGAUCAAGAUUUUCGGUGACCGAUUUUUAAAAUUCAGACUUACAUUCAAUUGAUGAGAUUCGUUCGCCGAACCGAAGGACCCAACAAUGCGCGUACUGUAUUCAAAAAGGCCCGUGACGACAAAAGAACGGGACAUCAGGUGUUCGUGGCAUCCGCAUUCAUGGAAUACAACUGCAUGAAGGACAAGGACGUCGCCAUGAAAGUGUUCGGAUUGGGACUGAAAAAGUACGAAAACGAGCCGGACUACGGACUCGCGUACGCCGAUUUCCUUUCCAGUUUGAACGGUAACUCGUAAAUAUUGGCUUCUCCUGAUUGCUAUUCACAUUUCAGAGGAUAACAACACGCGUGUCGUGUUCGAACGCAUUCUGACCUCGAUGAAAUUGACGACGGACAAGUCGAUGUAAAAAUUCACCAAAAAGAGUGAUCACUGAUAUUACUGCUUUCAGUCGUAUAUGGGAUCGUUAUUUGGAUUUCGAGAGCAACGUCGGUGACUUGGCCAGUAUUCUGAAGGUGGAAAAGCGUCGAAAAACAGCUUACGAAGAAGCACAGAAAGACGAGUCUCUCAACCAUUCGAUGCUCGUUAUCGACCGUUACAAGUUCAUGGAUUUGAUGCCAUGCAGUGGAGAGCAGUUGAGACUCAUGGGUUACAACACACUGGUAUUUUUUUGUUUUGAUAGGCGAGUGGGAUAAUGUGAAAGAGUUUCAGAAAGGCAACGAGACUGCAAACGGAACGACGACUUCCGGACCGAAACCCGUUCCCAGCAGAGGGCCUCAGGCAGCCAGUGCCAUCAUGGGCGGAGCAGGAGGACACGCCGAUGUGGCCAAAUACGGAUUCCCGAGACCGGAUAUAUCUCAAAUGAUACCGUUCAAACCACGCGUCAACUGCAAGGCCUCGUUCCAUCCAGUUCCGGGAGGAGUCUAUCCACCGCCACCGGCAGCCGCCCAUCUGAUGACUUUGCUUCCGCCGCCGAACUGCUUCCUCGGUCCGUACGUCAACACGGAAAGUUUGUGCAACGUGCUCUCUGCGAUGAAUCUUCCUAAUGUAUCAUGUGAGAGUUUUCUUGAACAAUACGUUUUGAAUGUUCUGUAUUCCAGUCCCGAAAUCGGAGGAUAACGUGAUCGGUCCGAUGCUCGAGCAAGAUAUCAAAAAGGACAUGUAUCAAUUGUUGGCAACGACUUCUGACCCAGGAGCUGUUAGUUAUUUAAUAACUAACCAACUUCCAUCGAAUUGUAAAUUGCAGGUGGUUCGUUCGUCAGCUCUGGCCGAUCUGAAAAGGAAGAGAGGUGAUUCGGAUGACGACGAGGAGCACUCGCAUUUGGCGGGAACGAUAGGAUCCCUCGGCACUCGCGACGCCUACAAACGAAGAAUGAACAAGAAGAACGAGUGA
Molecule: messenger RNA, 2978 nt
Organism: Caenorhabditis sp. 36 PRJEB53466
Lineage: Eukaryota; Metazoa; Nematoda; Chromadorea; Rhabditida; Rhabditidae
Source: the annotation of a GenBank genome assembly